This is a messenger RNA of Aedes aegypti (yellow fever mosquito), 3811 nucleotides long. Its product is annotated as 1-acyl-sn-glycerol-3-phosphate acyltransferase delta. The coding region runs from base 694 to 1896 and encodes 400 amino acids. NCBI's taxonomy places the organism in Eukaryota, Metazoa, Arthropoda, Insecta, Diptera, Culicidae. The transcript has 5 exons. Gene Ontology annotation, molecular function: 1-acylglycerol-3-phosphate O-acyltransferase activity. Gene Ontology annotation, cellular component: endomembrane system. The record is from RefSeq and is a predicted model, not a curated record.
UUGUGCAACACUUGCAUCGCGUCGCGAAUCUUUUAUGAUCAUUUUUAAUAUCAGAUGUGAUUCGAAUCCUAUAGUUAUUUGCGUAGGUAGGUGUAUAGUGAGCCUCAGCUUCUGAUUCGCGUUCGUAGAAAUUGCUAGCUGCAAAAGUGCACACGUUCAAACAGUGAAAGAAAAACGCAAUUUUCCAACUUCGUGCAUCGAUUUCACCGAGGCGAAAUCUUCCGCAAGCUUCCGGAUUUGUGGAUUCGCAACUGUUUAUGCUGAUGAGAUGAAUCUUCGCUAACCAGACCACAUCUCUUCAUAUUUAUGCACGAGCUACAUACGUAUAUCAGUGAAUGGUGAUAAUGUAAGUGUGGUGUGUAGCCUGAGGAUAAUGACUGCGCCCGUGGCUUACCUUUGAGUUGUUUUCUUACGUAUACGCUCCGUAAAGCCAUUCAAUCAGCACACGCAGUUCGUUGGUCCAGUCCGGUUCGAGUGUUCUCGCAGUAGCCGUGCGGUUCUCGGGGGGUGUUUUCAACACUUAUUUUUUAAGGUUGCUUGUAAUUGCGAGAAAGUUGUUUCCAGUGAUAUCGAAUGAUAAUAAGCGCAUACAGUGUAAUUUGUGUCGCGUAAGAAGUUCAGUGGUGCUAACAGUUUGUUAGGAUAAGAUAUAUUCAUAUUUGAACAAACCAAAACAUAACAGUGCACAAAAACAUGGCUGGGUUUUGGUCGACUGUCAAACAAUCAACCUUGAUGCAUCUGUGCUUUGCGAUAUCAUAUUUCACAUCCGGAUUGAUCAUCAACACGGCACAAUGUAUACUCUAUUUUGGACUUAAGCCAUUCAACAAGCGACUCUACAGAAAGAUUGGAUACUAUCUGUGUUAUUCAUUUUACUCACAACUGGUUUUCUUGGCUGACUGGUGGUCUGGUUCAACUCUCUACAUCUACAUCAGUGAUGAAGAUCUCAAACAUUGUGGCAAAGAACAUGUUCUAUUGUUAAUGAAUCACACCUAUGAGGUUGAUUGGCUGGUAGGAUGGAUGUUCUGCGAAAAAGUAAAGGUCCUUGGCAACUGUAAAGCGUACGCCAAAAAGGUCAUUCAGUACAUUCCAACCGUCGGAUGGGCAUGGAAGUUUGCAGAGUUUGUUUUCUUGGAACGCUCAUUUGACAAGGAUAAAGAAAUCAUCGGGCGCCAAAUCAAAGAAAUUAUGGAUUACCCCGAUCCUGUAUGGCUCUUGUUGAAUGCAGAGGGAACCCGGUUUACUGAAAAGAAGCAUGAAGCGUCGAUAAAGUUUGCUCGCGAUCGUGGAAUGGUCGAACUAAAACAUCAUUUGAUUCCAAGAACCAAGGGAUUCACUGCCAGUCUUCCGGAGUUGCGAAACAAGAGUACCAUUCUAGACAUUCAACUGGCGAUCAGCAAAGACUCACCUGUUAAACCAACGAUUUUCAAUAUUUUAAACGGAAAACCAAUCGAGGCACAUAUGCAUAUACGCCGUAUUCCCUUCGAUCAAGUGCCGGAAGAUGAGGGACAAGCGGCUGAAUGGUUACAAGAACUGUUCCGUCAAAAGGAUGUUAUGCAAGAAAGCUUCCACAAACAUGGUGAUUUCUUUACCGGUUCCAACGUUACCAGGAAAGUUCCCGUAAAGUUGCAUCCCAGGUUGCACACUUUAAUCAAUAUGGUAGCUUGGAAUGUACUAACUGUGGUUCCAAUGAUCUAUUACCUGAUCCAGCUGUUGAUUAGCGGUGAAAUCAUGUACUUUUCCAUAGGAGCUUCGAUCCUCAUUGCUUUUUACGGCCUCAUGGUAAAAGCAAUUGGAAUGUCCAAAAUCAGCAAAGCAUCAUCUUAUGGUUCGGAGAAGAAGAACGGACAAAGUGUCCAUAACGGACCAUCCAGCAACGAGACCACCAAAAAUAAAUAGAAACGGUAGCUCUUUAUACUUAUGUACUUGUAUGUAGUAGUAUGUACAUCGUUGUAUACCUUAUUGGGCAAUUUGGCCUCUCGAACCCGAACCGUAGCUUAGCUAACCUUUUUCCAAAAACAUAUUUUUUUCAACUUUUGGAGUUGACUAUUUUGCUCCGGAAAUACUGCGGAAUUAAGGCUUCCGAAACGCACGAUCAUGCGUUAGGCAACCAACACCGUCAUGCCAAAUUUUUGCUAGAUAUUUUUGUAUGUAUUUGCUUUGAAUGGACCCGUUAAUAAGCGAUGAUAUGCUUAAAGUAGUGUCAUCAGAAGAAAUCAUUAUUUUUUAACGGCAUACGAAGAAUCAGUGACGGAUGUACUGGUUUUACUCAUUUUGUCCUUGACAUACCUAGGCAAAUUUCCCUAUACAAAAAUAACGUAAGUAACGAUUGUGUGGUUAUAAACUCGAGAAACAGGAAACCCGAACAACUGAGAGAGAAUAAUCUAUUUAUUACCAUUUUUCGGUGAGAUAUAGUUUAUUUUGUGCAGUGCACUUGUACACUGCAAGGUAUUGGAGAAAUAAUACAGACAGGCAGAAACAUUGUAGUCACUGGAUAUAUCGACUAUUCAGCCAGUGAGAAUAACUCAGUACAAAUUUUACCACCUACCCAUGCGAUUUCAGUUGCAAUUGUUAGCUUACCACCCUGAAGAGCAGAUAUUUGAUAUUAGUUCUCGCAUAAAGCUGUAUCGCUAACGUACUAAGUUCGAAAAAAAAAACGCAGAAAACUUUUACAACCAUACAAAAUGCAAUCUAACAACAAUAUUAUUAUUUAUGCAAUUCAUUAAUAAGCAACAUUUCUUCCACAAUGGACAAGACUAGAAUUGAAAGCCAAAACAGGCACAAAUGUUGAGCUUCAUUAUCAAACACAACUGUUACGCACAAGUUCAACGUCAUAACUACCAUUAAAAUAGAGAAGAAUUUUCAACAAUGAUUAUCAAUGAUAUUAUUGAAAACUUGGAAUAGAAUUUUCUUAGCUCAAAUUAUGGACAAUAAUCGAAACCUAUUAUUAGAAAUAAGUACCGUAAAGGGGCGUGAUUAAGCACAACCAUGACUCUAAUUCCGCGCAUUUGGAAAACAAAAAAUUCCGAGAAUUUAGAAUAUUGUUAAUUUGAUUUAAUUAUCAUAAAUUUCGUGGAAUUUUGGGCAAAUUGCGUUGAAUUAGGCAACGUGCUGAAUUAUAGCAAUCAACGGUAGAAAGACAAAUUCCAAAAGCAAAACGAGGGCUUAAUAGGUCGGAUCCCGGUCGGAGAACUCCCAUAAAUGUUCGUAUUUUUUCCUAAUUACUGUCCGUUCGGUCUCUAAAUCUAUUAAUACUACGGUCCCAGACGAGUUUUAUAGUUCGUAGUCUCAAUAUGCUCAACAAAGUGACAAUUCAAGUUGACGGUUAUUCGUUUGACAGAACAGAUCAUGAUUUUGUUUUCAUGCAAAAUUUUUUGGGUUGUCUUUAUUUAUGCGUUCAUUUGUAGUAAUUUCCCAAUUGAGUUACAUCAAGUUAUGCCACAUCGAUUACAAACGAACUAACUUUGGAAGGCUGAUAAAAACAAUAAAAUUAAUCAAUUUUGAAUAAUAUCUUAUUACCAUUGUUGAUUAUUCUGCUCCUAAACAUAAAACACACCAUAAAAGGUCAUUCGUGCAAACCAUGAAGCCAAGCUUCCUUGUUAAUCGUCAUUGUUUGCAAAAAGAGUUGAGGGAGGUUUUUAAAUUACAUAGCUUACUUUAGUUUUCCGUACGUACUGUUAAUUAAGCACUCUCUUAUACAUAGCAGCUAAUACCUGGAAUCGGCCAAUUACAGCGACAGAGCGUAAACCAAGAAAGUGAAUGUCUAAGGUUGGCAAAAUAAAAACAAUGUUUUAAUCUGUUAGUAGAAGUCGAA